GGCCGCGGGGCUCCCCCCGCCCCAGGGACGCCCCCUCCCGGGGCCGGCCCGGGGCCCGGGGCGGGGGGAGGGGGCCGGCCACGAUGGGCCCCAAGCGGAGGCAGCUGACGUUCCGGGAGAAGUCCUACAUCAUCCAGGAGGUGGAGAAGAACCCGGACCUCCGCAAGGGCGAGAUCGCCCGGCGCUUCAACAUCCCGCCGUCCACGCUGAGCACCAUCCUCAAGAACAAGCGGGCCAUCCUGGCGUCCGAGCGCAAGUUCGGCGUGGCCUCCACCUGCCGUAAGACCAACAAGCUGUCCCCCUACGACAAGCUGGAGGGGCUGCUCAUCGCCUGGUUCCAGCAGAUCCGCGCCGCCGGCCUGCCCGUCAAUGGCAUCAUCCUCAAGGAGAAGGCUCUGCGCAUCGCCGAGGAGCUGGGCAUGGAGGACUUCACGGCCUCCAACGGCUGGCUGGACCGCUUCCGCCGCCGGCACGGGGUCAUGACCAGGAACGGGGUGACCAAGAGCCGCUCGCAGCCCUCGACCCCUGCCCAGCCGCCUGCUCUUCCCCGGGCCCCGGCCUCGGCGCCAGCGGCAGAUGGCGGCGGAGGUGGCGGCGGAGGCGGCGGCCGGAGGUGGUGGGAAGAGCAGCUGCCCGCACUGGCCGAGGGCUACGCCUCGCAGGACGUCUUUAAUGCCACGGAGACCUGUCUGUGGUACAACUUCCUACCUGACCAGGCCCCUGCCCUCGGAGGGGAGGCCCGGCCCAGCCCCCGGCGGGGCACCGAGAGGCUCAUUGUGCUCCUGUGUGCCAACGCAGACGGGAGCGAGAAGCUUCCCCCGCUGGUGGUGGGCAAGCUGGCCAAGCCCCCGGGAUCCCGGGCUGGUCUGCCCUGUGACUACACUGCCAACCCCAAGGGUGGCGUCACUGCCCAGGAACUAGCCAAGUACUUAAAGGCCUUGGAUGCCCGCAUGGCAGACGAGUCCCGCAGGAUCCUGCUGCUGGCCAGUCGGCCAGCCGCCCCAGCCUUAGACAUCUCCGACUUGCGGCAUGUUCAAGUGGCCUUCUUCCCAUCAGACACCCUUCAGCCCUUGGAACGGGGUGUUGUCCAGCAGGUCAAGGGUCACUACCGACAGGCACUGCUGCUCAAAGCCAUGGCCGCCCUGGAGGACCACGACCGUUCCCGGUUGCAGCUGGGCCUCACCGAAGCCUUACACUUUGUGGCUGCUGCGUGGGGGGCCGUGGAGCCCGCAGACAUAGCUGCCUGCUUCCGAGAGGCCGGGUUUGGGGGUGGCCCGGGACCAGACAUUGAUGUGACUCUCAAGAGUGAUGAGGAGGAAGAGGAGGAAGAUGAGGAGGAGGACGACAAUGAUGAAGAUGAUGAGGAUGAAGAAGAGCAAGGCGAGGAAGAGGGCGAGGAAGAGGGAGAGGAGGUAGAGGAAGGAGAGGAAGAGGAGGAAGAGGAGAGCUCAUCAGAGGGGCUAGAGGCAGACGACUGGUCCCAAGGUGGUGGUGGGGCAGGUGGGAGUUUUGUGGCUUAUGGAACCCAGUAUGAGCAGGGGGGCCCUGCUGUUCAGCUCCUUGAGGCUGGGGAGGACUCGGAGUCAGAGAGCGAUGAGGAAGAUGAGGAUGACGAUGAUGACGAUGAGGAUGACGAUGACGACGACGACGACGACGACGAUGAAGUGCCCGUGCCCAGUUUCGGUGAGGCCAUGGCAUACUUUGCUAUGGUCAAACGGUACCUGACCUCCUUCCCCAUCGAUGACCGGGUCCAGAGCCACAUUCUCCACUUGGAGCAUGAUUUGGUCCAUGUGACCAGAAAGAACCACGCCAGACAGACAUCAUCCCGAGCCCUGGCACACCAGAACUUAGCCUGAUAAGCUGUUUUUUUUGUUUUGUUUUGUUUUUUUUGGGUCCCUGGACACUGGCCGUGGUACAUCCCAGUCCUGACAUGUGUAUGGGAUUUCCAGGGCAGCUCUUUCAGGGACCAGGUGGUGAUGGUGGUGGGGAACUGUUUCCAGCAUCGGGGGUUCAUCCUCUUUAGGUAAUGCCCCACACCCCUGCACCCCUUGGGAACUGGGCUAGGCCAUGUGUCUACCUGGGAGCUAGGCCUGGGAGCCAGGCUGGAGUCAGCCCAGCCUCCUUCCUGUUGCCUUUCCCUUACCCUUCCUUCCUCACCUUUUCCCUGCCUCUUUCCCCAGCUGCCCCCAGGGCUAGGAUGCCUGCUGUGAUUGGCAGGGCUGUGGAGAGGGUGGAGAGGGUCCCUUAGGAGCAGGCCCCACCCCAAAGUGCCCUACAAAUACUGACCAGCAGGGUCCCAUCUGCAGGAGCAGCUGGUGGAAGGGGAAGGGGUCAGAUCGAAGACAUUUUGCUUGGUGGAGGGUGCCAAGGCCUGUAGGCCCCCCCCCCGCCCCGUCCCUUUGGUCUCUCACCUUUCACACUCUGCAUGGAGAUUCAGCACUAGGGAAGGGGGGCCGUUCCUAGUAGGGUUCCUGGGGAAGGGGGCUCACAGGGGCUCGGAGAGGUGGCCCCUGAGAAAGCACUUAGAAACAGCAUGGCAGCAGGCCCAGAGCUGCAAACCUUCACCAAGCCUGCCUGCCAGGGAAUCUUUUUUUUUUUUUUAAGUGCCCAUAGGGCUCCCUCGGCCCCAGAGGAAAGUUUUU
Messenger RNA from Phascolarctos cinereus (koala), 2642 nucleotides. RefSeq names its product centromere protein B (gene CENPB). Gene Ontology annotation, molecular function: chromatin binding; DNA binding. Gene Ontology annotation, cellular component: chromosome, centromeric region; nucleus. The record is from RefSeq and is a predicted model, not a curated record. Lineage: Eukaryota; Metazoa; Chordata; Mammalia; Diprotodontia; Phascolarctidae.